Messenger RNA from Hymenoscyphus albidus, 859 nucleotides. The record is from the annotation of a GenBank genome assembly. NCBI's taxonomy places the organism in Eukaryota, Fungi, Ascomycota, Leotiomycetes, Helotiales, Helotiaceae.
GCUGAUUAAAGAGGUCGGGUCUUGGCCUUGGCGGCCUUGCCUUACGCGGUGGCUUCUCCACUCCGCCUCGUGUCUGCUCUAAGCUUCGCGGAGUACCUGGUCACCUCAGGCACUUGAUAUCGCAGCUCUAUCAAACAAAUCAAAUCAUCACAACCAUCCAACAUGGCGACUACAGACUCUCCCAACCCUGAUACGGACCUUGUGCCUGCUGCAGCUGAAGGCGAAGAAAAUGUUGAUCCUGUUGCCCCAGCGCCAGAGCCCAAACUCCCUACUAGAAAGGAUGCAUCUUUAAAAGAGUUUCUGUCCAAAAUGGAUGAUUAUGCGCCCAUUGUAAGUGUUAAAUCACCAUUCAACUAUUCACCUUCUAACCUGCCUAGAUUCCAGACGCAGUAACAAAUUACUACAUGACCAAAGCCGGACUUCCACCACCACCCCAAACUGAUGAACGCUUAGCCCGGCUCCUUGCUCUUGCCACUCAAAAGUUCAUAGCAGACAUUGCAGCAGAUGCUUAUCAAUACUCCCGAAUACGUGCUUCUAACUCUUCUAACGCAAAUAACCCAAUGGGAAAUUUGGGCGCGGCCGCUGGUUUCCCGGUACCUGGUCAGCCAGCAACGGCGCCAGGUAGCAAAGAACAACAAGGGCGAGGUGGACCCUUGGGAAUUCAGCGACCUGGUUAUGGAGGUGGUGGACAGGGUGGUAGUCAAAACCGAACAGUCCUCACCAUGGAGGAUCUAGGGAUGGCAGUUGGAGAGUAUGGUGUAAAUGUUAAGAGGGGAGAAUUUUAUCGAUAACAAGGGACGGGCCAAGGGUCUGCUCAGGGCUGAUGAUACACACAUUUGGGAAUGGAGUUAUCUGCGGG